GACUAUCGACAGCUCUGGUCUGGCGUGCACGCUGAGUGCUCGCGCCGUGUCUUCCCUUUCUUCUGAAGAGAGCUCGUAUCCGUAGCAGCCAUGGCUCUUCACGUGCCCAAAGCACCGGGCUUCGCCCAGAUGUUAAAAGAUGGUGCGAAGCACUACUCUGGUUUGGAGGAAGCUGUUUUCCGGAACAUUCAGGCAUGCAAAGAACUGGCACAGACCACUCGGACAGCCUAUGGACCCAAUGGCAUGAACAAAAUGGUGAUCAACCAUCUGGAGAAGCUCUUUGUUACCAAUGAUGCUGCAACCAUCCUCAGAGAACUUGAGGUCCAGCACCCUGCAGCCAAGAUGAUCGUGAUGGCGUCUCACAUGCAGGAGCAGGAGGUGGGCGAUGGCACAAACUUUGUCCUGGUGUUUGCUGGGGCCUUGCUGGAGCUGGCUGAGGAGCUUCUUAGAAUGGGCCUGUCAGUGUCUGAGGUCAUUGAGGGGUAUGAAAUGGCCUGCAAGAAGGCUCUUGAAAUCCUACCAGACUGUGUGUGUGCCUCGGCUAAGAACCUGCGCGAUGAAAAUGAGGCCACUGCCAUGAUUCGGCCGUCUGUUAUGAGCAAACAGUAUGGGAAUGAAGACUUCCUGGCUAGUCUCAUUGCAGAGGCCUGUGUUUCCAUUUUCCCUGAGUCUGGGAAUUUCAAUGUGGACAAUGUUAGAGUGUGUAAAAUAUUGGGCAGUGGGUUGAAUUCCUCAUCAGUCCUGCGAGGGAUGGUGUUCAAGAAAGAAGCUGAAGGAGACAUCACAGCGGUCAAGGAUGCAAAGAUUGCAGUGUUCUCCUGUCCAUUUGACUGCAUGGUGACAGAGACUAAAGGAACUGUCCUGAUUAAGAAUGCCGAGGAGUUGCUGAGCUUCAGCAAAGGUGAAGAAGACAUUAUGGAGACCCAGGUCAAGGCCAUUGCAGAAGCAGGUGCCAGUGUUGUGGUGACAGGUGGCAAGGUGGCAGACAUGGCCCUGCACUAUGCCAACAAGUACCAGCUCAUGGUGGUCAGGCUUAAUUCUAAGUGGGAUUUAAGAAGGCUCUGUAAAACAGUAGGAGCUGUUGCACUUCCCAGAUUGAUGGCCCCCACCCCUGAAGAGAUGGGACGCUGUGACAGUGUUUACCUCACAGAAGUUGGUGACACGCAAGUGGUUGUCUUCAAACAGGACAAAGAGGAUAUCACCAUCUCGACUUUGGUAAUCCGUGGAUCUACAGACAAUAUGAUGGAUGACAUUGAGCGGGCUGUUGAUGAUGGAGUGAACACAUUCAAGGUUCUUGUCAGGGACAACCGUCUUCUGCCGGGUGCUGGGGCCACUGAGAUCGAGCUGGCUAAACAGAUCACAUCUUAUGGAGAGUCCUGUCCUGGCCUGGAGCAGUAUUCCAUCAAGAAGUUUGCUGAGGCCUUUGAGGCCCUGCCACGUGCAUUGGCAGAAAAUUCUGGGGUCAAAGGCAAUGAACUUAUCUCCAAACUGUACGCCACACACCAUGAAGGGAACAAGAACAUUGGCUUCGACAUUGAGGGUGAGGGUGCAGCUGUGAAGGACAUGCUUGAGGCUGGUAUCCUGGACCCAUACUUGGUCAAACACUGGGGCAUCAAAUUGGCCACCAAUGCUACAGUCACUGUGCUCCGAGUUGACCAGAUCAUAAUGGCUAAGCCAGCAGGUGGACCCAAAGCUCCCAAGCAGCAAGGACACUGGGACAAAGACGGCUGGGAUGAGGAUCCCGAUAAAUUUGACACCCAUUAUUAAACAAAUAAUGUCAGGUGCUGAACUAAAUAGCCCGGAGUAGCAUCUUUAAGAUGUGUAUUUGAAAGUGCAUGAAAAUACUGAACACUCUAAAAUUUUGUGUGUGAUUAAAAUAAUGGUGUGUUGGAACUAACAUUUUGCAAGAGGGAUAUGCAACUUGAAUUGUCUUUGAUGCUUAAGCACUGAAAUCACCCCAC
Scleropages formosus (Asian bonytongue) is the source of this 1961-nucleotide messenger RNA. RefSeq names its product chaperonin containing TCP1, subunit 8 (theta) (gene cct8). Gene Ontology annotation, biological process: protein folding. The record is from RefSeq and is a predicted model, not a curated record. The transcript has 15 exons. NCBI's taxonomy places the organism in Eukaryota, Metazoa, Chordata, Actinopteri, Osteoglossiformes, Osteoglossidae. Gene Ontology annotation, molecular function: ATP-dependent protein folding chaperone; ATP hydrolysis activity; ATP binding. Bases 91 to 1767 code for a protein of 558 amino acids.